Polistes canadensis is the source of this 31718-nucleotide messenger RNA. RefSeq names its product titin-like (gene sls). NCBI's taxonomy places the organism in Eukaryota, Metazoa, Arthropoda, Insecta, Hymenoptera, Vespidae. The record is from RefSeq and is a predicted model, not a curated record.
AUAAUAUUUUUUCGGUUGUUGUUGAGAGUGUACAUUAUUAAUUAAUUAAUAAUAUUCCCCCCCGUUCCUCCCCGCUGCCUCGCCCCCAAUCCUCAGAGAGAUAAAAGAAGUUUUCAAAGUUUAAGAAGAAAAAUAAUAAUAAUAAGAAGAAGAAGAAGAAGAAUUUUUGUCAAACGUUUGCCCGGAUUGGACGAGGAAACAAUUCGAGGGUCAGAAAAUAACUGAUACCCUCUUCCUCCCUCUCUCUCUCUCUCUCGUUAUCUCGUUAACGUUUUUGUGAAAGACCGAUCUUGAACGUUGUUUUUUAAAUCAAAAUGAAGCGACAACAACAGCAACAGCAACAACAACAACAACAACAGAUACAACAGCAACAACAGCAGCAACAAUAUACGCAACAAAGAACCGAACGACAGGUUACUCGGCAACAGAUCACCAGUCAGCAGAGAGUUCAAGGGGAAAUAGUGAUGCAAACGGCACCAACGAUACCAACAUUUACCGGCAGACCAGGUGAUCCGUCGCCACCGGUUUUCGAACAGAUAUUUAAAAAUGCAAGAUUUGCUCAAGGUGGUAAUGCCAUAUUCGAGGGAUGCGUACGUGGUAAUCCAAAACCUAACGUUUCUUGGACUCACAAGGGUGUACCUUUAUUGGAAUCACGAAAAAUUCGGAUGUCUUAUGACGAUAAGACCGGUAUUGUUACGUUACAAAUCAAUCAAAUAGGUCCGGGAGAUGAGGGUGAAUAUACGUGUAGUGCCAAAAAUCAAUACGGAGAAGCAAUCUGUUCUGUAUACAUUCAACCUGAAGGAUUCGGUGCUCCGCCUCAACAACAACAACAAUUAGGUAGUUACAAAAAGGAAAUUACACAAAGUUUCCAAACGACCGAACAAAAAACUGGCAGCCAAAGUUUCCAACAACGCAGUUAUCAGCAAACCUACGACAAACGAAGUUACGUUAAUGGAACAUCUAGUAUCGAAGAUUUUAAGGUGGACACUUUCGAAUAUAGAUUAUUGCGCGAAACCGAAUUCCGAGAAUCGAUUACGCGUCGUUUCGUUGGCGAAUCUGACGCGCAAAUUUCAACGGUGAUUGAUCGCAGUUUGGGUCCGGUUGCACCCGCGCAAAUUACCCAAAAACCGAGAAAUUCGAAACUCAUUGAAGGAUCCGACGCCGUUUUUACCGCUAAAAUAACAGGAAAUCCAAAACCAAGGUUGACUUGGUUUAAAAAUGGUCAAAGGAUUCGCGAAUCGCAACGCGUUGAAAUGAGUUAUUCGAAUCAGCAAGCAACAUUGAAGAUCAGGGUCGCUUUACCGGAAGACAGUGGUCAUUAUACAUUACUAUCUGAAAAUCAACAGGGUUGCACAGUAAGCUCGGCAUAUUUAGCCAUUGAAUCUAGCGAUCAAGUGGAUCAAGCUGUGCAUCAGAUGCAACAAAGAGAAAUCGUGAAAAGUCAACAGAUAGAUUCUUCGUCAUCGGAAUCAGAAACCGGUAAAGUUCUUCCGCCUAAUUUCGUUCGUACUUGCAAUGAUCGAGAAGCUACCGAAGGAAAGAUGACAAGAUUUGAUUGUCGUGUAACUGGUCGACCAUAUCCAGAAGUAACAUGGUACAUCAAUGGUCAACAAGUAGCCAACGAUUUAACACAUAAAAUUCUGGUCAACGAAUCUGGUAAUAAUUCCCUGAUGAUUACCAACGUUAAUCGCGCAGAUGCAGGUGUCGUAACUUGUAUUGCGAGAAACAAAGCUGGGGAAACGUCAUUUCAAUGUAAUCUCAAUGUAAUCGAAAAGGAACAAGUUGUCGCACCAAAAUUCGUCGAACGUUUUACGACCACCAAUGUUAAAGAAGGCGAACCUGUGGUAUUUAUGGCACGUGCGGUUGGUACUCCAGUUCCACGAAUCACCUGGCAGAAGGAUGGUGUACCAAUUGCACCAGGUCCAGACGUGCGUAUAUCGAUGGACGGCAGUGGAGCUUCAACAUUGGAUAUACCUUGUGCCAAAUUUUCCGAUGCCGCUUGGUAUCAAUGUACAGCACAAAAUGUUGCUGGUUCCACUGCAACCCGAGCACGGCUUUUCGUAGAAACACCUAAGGGAGCCGCACCUGAACCAAGACGCUUGAAUUUACCCCGACCGACUAAAAUCAUCGAACCUGAACCAACACCUGGCCCCGAAGUGAUUUACCUGAGACACGUAGAACGUGCCAAACCUUAUUUACCACCACCCGAGGAAGAUAAAAUUUAUUCGCCGCCACGUUUUAUCAUACCGUUGAGAGACGUUCAUCAAAUAGAAGGUGGACGUAUUCACUUCGAGGCCAGAAUCGAACCGGUGGGUGAUCCCACUAUGAGAGUUGAGUGGUAUGUAAACGGAAGAGCUUUAGACGCAAGUUCACGAGCUACAUCAAUCUUCCGAUUCGGCUUUAUUUCUCUUGAUCUGAUCAGUAUAGUACUUCAGGAUAGUGGCGAAUAUCUUUGUCGCGUUGUUAGCUCUACCGGAAUUGCCGAAUCUCGUGCCACUCUUAGCGUGACACCACGCGCUACGAUCGAGCAAGCUAGCCAACACCCCGACAGUCUUCAAUAUAUCCAACAGCUGGAGGAUUAUAGCAAAUAUCAAAGGCAGGAGAGCGUGGAGGAGAUAUCUUCUUCCCAACGACCGGUCUUCAUCCGACCACUCCAGGAUCUUGGUGAGCUACAGGAAGGUCGAAACGCUCAUUUCGAGGGCCAAUUGACACCUGUUAGCGACCCCACCAUGAAAGUGGAGUGGUACAAGGAUGGUAGACCAAUCACAGCUAGUUCAAGAAUCACAACCAUCUUCAACUUCGGAUACGUCUCGCUCAAUAUAUUGCACCUACGGGCUGAAGAUGCAGGUUCUUAUACAGUGAAAGCUAUGAAUCGUUUGGGAGAAGCUAUCAGCUCCGCGACUCUUCGUGUCUUUGCUAGAACUAGUGUUACAACAGAUUUAGGUAUUCCUGAGCAACAGAGAUAUAUUGAAGCUGCCGAGGAAUUGGAAGCUUAUCAACAGGCUAUUCAUCAAAAAUAUGUCCAAGAACAGCCUGAACCGACUAGCCCACCGGAAUUUAAAUCUCCUAUUAAGGAUCAAAACGGAAUACGAGAAGGUGGGUUUGCCCAUUUCGAGGCCCGUUUAGAGCCAGUUGGGGACGCUGAUUUACGCGUCGAAUGGCUCAAAGAUGGACGCCCUGUAGAAGCCAGUUCACGAAUUACUACAUUCUUUAAUUUUGGCUACGUUGCACUCACUAUUAAAUACGUGACGAUACAUGACGUUGGUAUUUACACGUGUCGUGCUUAUAACAGAGUUGGGGAGGCCCAUACUACUGCUCAAUUGAGCGUUAUUAGCAAAAACGAUGUCAUUUAUGACAGUCAACAUCCUACCGGACUGCAAAGAAUUCAAACUCUCGAGGAUUCGAGCAAAUAUAUGCGUCAGGUGCAAGAAGAAGUACAGGUUAAACAAGCACCACGUUUCUUAGGUACGCUGAAAGGGACUAAUAAAAUUGUAGAAGGUCAACGUGCCCACUUUGAAGCCCGAGUCGAACCUCAGAGUGAUCUUACUAUGAAAAUCGAAUGGUAUCAUAAUGGCAAACCCAUUACUGCUGCUAAUAGGAUUCAAACUUAUCAUGAUUUUGGAUACGUAGCUAUUGAUAUUCUUCAAGUUAGACCUGAAGAUGCUGGUACAUAUACGGUGGUUGCAAGAAAUGCUUUAGGUGAAGCUCAACUUUCGGCAACCAUGAUCGUUGAAACACGUUCAAGCGUGGAUACAAGCAGUAUGCAUCGUGGUACUUUUGAAAAAACUCAACGUCUCGAAGAAUCCAAAUUUAUCGAACCGCAGUAUCACAUCGAAGAGAUAUCUAAAUCGAAGCCCAUUUUCGUUCAACCAUUGAGCGAUCCAAAACCAGUGAGCGAAGGAAAAAAUAUUCAUUUGGAGUGUCGUUUAGAACCAAUGGGUGAUCCAACUAUGAGAGUAGAAUGGUUCCAAAAUGGACGACCCGUAACAGUUGGCUCUAGGUUCAGAACUUAUUACGAUUUUGGAUUUGUCGCUUUGGAUAUUGUACACUCGACUGCUUAUGAUUCGGGAGAAUAUACUGUUAGGGCUACCAAUCAUCUCGGUACUGCUCAUACUUCAGCAUGCGUCAGAGUUAUCGGUAGAUCUGACGUUGUUACGGAAACUCAAAAUGAACAAUCGCUUGAACAAAUUCAAAUGUUAGAGGAUUCCUCCAAAUAUCGUAAAACUCAACAAGAGGAAGUUACCGUAAUGCAAGCACCUCAAUUUACACGAGCAUUGCAUAACAUCGAAACUGUUGAAUUAACCAAUGUUCAUCUCGAGUGUCGCCUUCAACCAGUAGGAGAUGCAACAAUGAGAGUUGAGUGGUUCGUUAAUGGAAGACCUGUUAAAACUGGACACCGGUUUAGGCCCUCUUAUGAAUUCGAUUACGUUGCAUUGGAUAUCCUUGGUGUAUAUCCUGACGAUUCUGGAGUUUAUACUUGCCAAGCAACUAAUCAAUUGGGUGAAGCUGUCACCUCGUGUUCGGUACGAGUACACGCUAAGAAGGAUCUCUUGUUAGAAUCUCAACAUCCAGAAGGUUUAGAAAGAAUACAAUACUUGGAAGAUGCUUCGCGAUACAAAAGACACGAAUUGGUUGACGAAGUUGUAACCGUUAAACCGAAAUUCGUAACUAGUCCAAAGAAUCAAGAAAAUCUUCGGGAAGGACAACACGCUCAUUUCGAGUGCAAACUUGAACCCGUAACUGACUCCAAUUUGAAAGUCGAGUGGUAUAAAAAUGGUCGUCCAGUUACAAUAGGACACCGAUUCCGUCCAAUUCAUGAUUUCGGUUACGUUGCGUUGGACGUGAUCGAUUUAAUUGCUGAAGAUUCUGGAACUUACACUUGCCGUGCCGUUAAUCUUGUCGGUAGCGAUGAAGUAUCCUGCACGUUGUCUUGCCGUUCAACGGCACAAAUUUUAACGGAUACGCGAAACGAAAGUGGUCUUGAACAAAUCCAUUAUCUCGAGGAUCGUUCCAAGUAUCAUCGGCAAGAGGUUAUCGAAGAAACUACGACGCAGGCACCGAUAUUCACUACUUCUUUGAACAACGUGGAAAUAAAGGAAGGACAAAGGGCUCAUUUCGAGUGCAGACUUAUACCAGUCUCAGAUACGACAAUGAAAGUCGAAUGGUUUCAUAAUAAUAUGCCGGUUAAGGCUGGAUCAAGAUUUGUUGAGACCAACAGUUUUGGUUUCGUUGCAUUGGAUAUCAUGUAUGCGUAUCCAGAUGAUUCUGGUACGUAUACUUGCCGUGCUAAAAACAUCAUUGGUGAAGCUAUUACAUCAGCAACUGCUGUAGUACAUUCGAAAAAAUCAAUUUACAUGGAAUCCCAUAACGAGGAAGCUUUGGAACGACUUCGUUACUUAGAAGAUACAUCGCGUUACCAACGUAAAACAGUUCAAGAAGAAACUGUCACUCAAGCACCAGUUUUUACAAUGCCGAUCAAAGAUUUACGCGUUGCCGAGAAUCAAGCGGCUCACUUCGAAGCACGUGUCAUUCCGGUUGGUGAUUCCAAACUCAAAGUAGAAUGGCUACGUAAUGGUGUACCCAUUGCUGCUUCAAAUCGUGUUACAACUAUGCACGAUUUCGGAUACGUCGCUUUGAACAUGAAGUAUGUCAAUCCUGAAGAUUCUGGUACUUAUACUUGUCGUGCUACAAACGAUUUAGGAGAAGCCGUAACUUCGGCAACACUUUUCGUACAAUCAAAAGCAGCCCUGCAAUUCGAGUCGCAACACGAAAGUUCUUUGUCGAAACUCCAAGCCUUGGAGGAUACCAGCAAAUAUCAACGUCGCGAGGAGGAAGAAAUAGUGGUGAAAGAAAAGCCCUCGUUCACGGUUCAAUUGAACGGACCUUCGAAGUUAGUCGAAGGACAAAGUGCACAUUACGAGUGCCGCAUAGAACCCUAUCCUGAUCCGAACAUGAAGGUGGAGUGGUUCCACAAUGGUAAACCACUGUCCACCGGUCACAGGUAUAGAACAGCUUGUGACUUUGGCUUCGCAUCUUUGGACAUUCUGACAGUUUACUCUGAGGAUUCCGGCACGUACACCUGCCAGGCCACCAAUAAACUGGGAUCGGCCAAGAGUUCGAUAAAUCUUGAAGUUAAAUCACGUUCCUCUAUCAUUCGCGAAACCCAACAUGAAAGUGCUCUUAAGAAGAUACAAUAUCUCGAAGAUGAUUCUCGUUACAAACGUACCGAGGAAGAAGAUUUAAUAAUAGCUGAAAAACCUAAAUUUGGUAGACCAUUGAAGAAUAUUGAACAUUUACCUGAAGGCAAAAGUGCACAUCUCGAGGCUACGUUAACGCCCGUUAAUGAUCCAACGAUGAUCGUUGAAUGGUUCAGAGAUGGAAGACCCGUACCACAAGGACACAAAUUUAAAACUACUUAUGAUUUUGGUUACGUUGCUUUGGAUAUACUUUAUGCUUACCCAGAAGAUUCUGGUACUUAUAUGUGCAAAGCCAGGAACGCUGUUGGCGAAGCUGUCACCACGUGCGUCAUCAGCGUUGACUCCAAGCAAGGUCUCUACCUGGAUACUUUGGAUGCUCAACGUUUGCAAAAGAUUCGUGAAUUGGAAACUGUUGAGAUCAAGGAAGAAAUUGAAAAGGAAGUUGUACAUCAAAAGCCUGUAUUUUUAACGCCGUUGAACAAUCUGGAUCAUCUAAAGGAAGGUGAACACGCUCAUUUAGAAUGUCGCGUAGAACCGAUCAACGAUCCAAACUUGAAGAUCGAAUGGUUUGUAAACGGAGUAGCGGUAAGGACUGGUCAUCGUUUCCGUACAACACAUGAUUUUGGUUAUGUUGCUUUGGACAUAUUGUAUACUUAUCCAGAAGAUUCAGGAACUUACAUGUGCAAAGCAACGAACUUGGCUGGAGAAGCAGUAAAUACCUGCAAGAUUAAAGUUGGCUCUCGUCGCAGUAUACUUUUGGACACUCAACAUCCGGAUGGUCUAGAAAAGAUUCGUGAACUCGAAGCACAAGGUCAUCCUGCUAGAUUGGAAGUGGAGGAACCACCAGUAACCCCGCCCAGAUUUGUUUCCGAACUUAGGGGUACCACUGAAGUUUACGAGGGUCAAACAGCCCACUUUGAAUGCCAAGUGGAACCACUUCACGAUGCCAAUUUACGAAUUGAAUUCUUCCACAAUGGCAAACCAUUACCAUCAGCAUCCCGUUUCCAUAUGACAUUUGAUUUCGGAUACGUGGCAUUGGAUAUCAGUCACGCAGUACCAGAAGAUGCAGGACAAUAUUCUGUUAAAGCAAUUAAUGCAUUAGGACAAUGCGUAUCUUCAAUCGAACUUAAAGUAAUACCCCGUGACAAUAUAAUCUUGGAUUCACAAAGACCAGAAGGAAUGGACAAGAUUAGGGAGCUUGAAGCUCAACAACCAUGGAAAAGACCAGACGUACCGGAACCACAAACUAGACAACGACCUGUCUUUACACAACCCUUACAAAAUAUCGAUGCUAUACCAGAAGGUCACACAGCUCAUUUCGAAUGUAGAUUGAUACCUGUUGGUGAUCCUACUCUAAAAGUUGAAUGGUUUAGGAAUGAAGUACCUUUGGAAACAAGUUCUCGUAUAACAAAGGUUCACGAUUUUGGAUACGUGGCUUUGGAUAUUACGCAUGUUCGCGAUGAGGAUGAAGGUGUUUACAUGUGUCGUGCUUCUAAUCCACUUGGAGAAGCAGUUACUACAGCAUCGAUGAAAAUUCGAACUAAGGCCAGUAUACAAUUGGAUACUCAACACCCAGAAGCACAACGUAGAAUUGCUCAAUUGGAAGCUGAUAAAGGACCUAGUCGAGCUGAAGAACCAGAUAAGGUUUUCGACAAGCCUAUAUUUACGCAAUUAUUAACUGGACCUACAGAACUUUGGGAAGGUCAGCUUGCCAGAUACGAAUGUAGAGUCGUACCCGUGGGUGAUGCCAGUUUAAGAUUUGAAUGGUACAUGAAUGGAGUCGAGUUGAAAAUGGGAUCUCGCUUCCAUGUAAAUCAUGAUUUUGGUUAUGUAACAUUGGACAUAUUGAAAGUAAUAUCGGAAGAUUCUGGUGUAUAUACUUGUAAGGCUAUUAACAAAAGUGGAGAAGCUGUUUCAUCAAUUUCAUUAAAAGUUAAAGCACGUUCUGCUAUCGAUGCUCAAAGUAUACAACCGGACGCAUGGCAAAAGAUUCAAUUAAAGGAAGCGGAGAUGAACAAGGUACCAGAGAUGUUUGUUGAUACAACACCACAACAAGCACCAGUUUUCACUAAACAUUUGGAAAGUUAUGAUAAAUUGAUCGAAGGACAACACGUUUAUCUAGAAGCUCAAGUAGAACCAAGAGCUGAUCCUAAUUUGCGAGUAGAAUGGUUCAAAAAUGGUAUAUCUUUGCAAACCGGUACAAGAUUACGUAGUACAUUUGAUUUUGGUUUAGUUACGUUGUCCAUUAACGGUUUGAGACCAGACGAUUCAGCAAUUUAUACCUGUAAAGCUACGAAUUUACUUGGAGAAGCAGUGUCUACCUGUAGUUUGAAAAUCGUUGAUCGUCAUUGGCUUCUUGGUGAUACUCUUCACCCAGACGCAUUACCUAAAAUCGAUGCACUUGAACAACCACAGAUUGGUACUACCGAACAACCUGAACCAACAUAUGAAGAACCAGUUUUCAUAACCCAUUUGAACAAUGUCGAAUGCGUCGAAGGUGACAACGUUCAUUUCGAGUGUAACGUAGAACCAUCGAAAGACCCAACUAUGAAAAUUGAAUGGUUUAUGAAUGGGAAACCAUUACCAACUGGUGCACGAUUUAAAUCAACUUAUGAUUUUGGAUAUGUUGCACUCGAUAUUACGCAUAGCUACGAAGAGGAUUCAGGUAUCGUAACGGUUAAAGCAACUAAUUCUAAAGGAACGGCACAAACAUCGGGUACUCUUAAAUGUACAAGCAAACAAAGUAUUUACCUGCAAACUCAACAUCCGCAAGGUGAAGCUGGAUUGGAAAAAGUUAAAGAAGCCGAAGAUGCAUAUUUAUCCAAAUACAGGAGACCGGAUGCUAAACCUGAACAUGAAUACCCCAAACCAAUUUGGACUGUACCCCUUCAACCGGAAUUCAAGUUAGGUGAAUCUGAACCUCUUCAUUUGGAAGGUCAAGUUGAACCAAAAGAUGAUCCCGAUUUGAAAAUCGAAUGGUAUUUCAAUGGCAAAGCUUUGGAACACGGUGCCCGUUUCAAAAUGACCAGCGAUUUUGGUUUUGUCACCUUGGAUUUGACCGAUGUUUACGAUCGAGAUUCUGGUAUUUAUACUUGCAAAGCGUAUAACAAAGUUGGAGAAGCUUUUACAUCUACGACAGUAUACUGUUCGACUAAAGAAAGUAUUAUCGAAAAAUCUCAACAUCCGAAAGGUAAGGAAGGUCUCGAAGCCAUUCAAGAUCUUGAGGAAUCACUUAAACGACAGGAAGGUGGUUUACCUGAAAGCGAAGAAGGACAUCCACCUGUUUUCACAUCGCAAUUCGAGAACCUGACCAAUCUAUCCGAAGGUGAGAUUGCUCAUUUCGAAGCAUCAUUAACACCGACUGGUGAUCAAACUAUGGUAGUCGAAUGGUUCUAUAAUGGAAAAUCAUUAGAAGCUAGUCAUCGUACUAGAACCGUUUACGCAUUUGGUAUGGUCGUAUUGGAAGUUCUCGGAACUAAAAUCGAAGAUUCAGGCACUUAUUCUUGUCGAGCUACGAACAAAUGGGGUAAAGCGGAGAUCAGUGUUCAAUUAGAAUGCGUAGACAAGUCUAAAGGACAAAAACCUAAAUUCACCACGCAUAUACAAUCAUUGGAAGGUCUGAAAGAUGGACAAUCGGUACAUUUCGAAUGUACACUUAUUCCUGUCGGUGAUCCACAUAUGAAAGUUGAAUGGUUCCACAAUGGGCAACCGCUCAGACACUCUUCACGUUUCAAGAUGGUAUCCGAUUUUGGAUUCGUCGUUAUGGACAUUGCUGGAGUCAUGUCACACGACACUGGGGAAUACGUAUGCAAAGCAAGCAACAAAUAUGGCGAGGAUUAUACGAAAGCAACCAUCAAAUGUUUCGGCAAGAGUGGAGUAUACCUUGAUUCACUGCAGCCAGAUUCUCUAGCUAGGAUUCGUGAACUCGAAAGUUAUGGUGGUGAACAACCAACCACACCGACAACUCCUGUUGCCGAACCACCCAAAUUUAUCACCCAAAUUGCAGACAUUACGAAACUUGUUGAAGGACAAUCUGCUCAUUUCGAGGCCAGAUUGACUCCUGUUACUGAUCCGGAUUUGAAAGUUGAAUGGUAUUAUAACGGGAAAAAGUUACCACACGGUCAUCGUUACAGAACUUUCCAUGAUUUUGGUAUCGUCAUUCUUGACAUACUUUAUUGUUACGAAGAAAAUUCUGGUGUAUACGAAUGUAGAGCGUUUAAUAAGUACGGCGAAGAUACAACUAAGGCUACUUUGAAGUGUUUCUCAAAGGCCAGUCUUAUUUUGGAAUCUCAAUUACCAAAAGGAAUGGAAGGUGGUUUAGAAAAAAUCCAAACCCUAGAGGACUCUAUGAUUCGUACUAAAGAUGAGAAAACAGUCGAAGAACGUGGAAAAGCUCCAGUUUUCACUGUACCUUUGAGCAACAUCGAUGGUCUUCGUGAAGGUGAAAGUGCACACUUCGAAGCAAGACUUACACCUACCGAUGAUCCAAGAUUAAAGGUCGAAUGGUUCUGGAAUGGUAAACCACUUCGAACGGGAUCACGUUUUCGAACAUUCUGUGAUUUCGGUUUCGUUAUUUUGGAGAUCUCACCAAUUUACCCUGAAGAUUCCGGAGAAUAUAGUUGUCGAGCAAUUAACGAUUACGGUGAAGCAGUAACCACAUGUACUAUGAAAUGUACUGGAAAACGUAGCAUCAUUCUUGAAUCGCAAUUGCCAAAAGGUAUGGAGAGUACGAUAGAUAAGAUAGCUGAACUUGAAGGUCUUGGAAACGAACCUGGGCAACCCAGUCCUGACGAUGAUACGGGAAAACCACCGGAAUUCAUCACCACUCCGUCAGAUUUAGCGCUUGCUGAAAAUUCAUUAGCUCAUUUCGAAUGCAGACUCGUACCCAUCAACGAUUCAAGUAUGAGAGUCGAAUGGUUCCAUAAUGGAAAGCCUCUAUUAGCUGGUACCAGAAUAAAAACCAUUCAUGACUUUGGUUUUGUCAUUUUGGAAGUAGCCAAUUGUUAUCAAAGAGAUUCUGGACUAUACACGUGCAAAGCAACCAAUCGUCACGGGGAAGCAACAGUGUCCUGUAAAUUGCAAGUUCGUGGUCGUCAGGGUAUCAUCUUGGAACCACAAUUGCCAAGUAAUUUCAAAACCGGUACCGAAAGUAUCCAAAAACUAGAAGAAUCCCUUUACAAGAAAGAUGAAAUCCUGGCUGAAGAGGAAACACCUAAUCCACCAAGAUUCAUUGUCGAAUUAAAAGACAUAGAAGUUGAGGAAUCUGGUCCAAGUCAUUUCGAUUGUAGAGUAGAACCAGUCGGUGAUCCAACUAUGCGUGUUGAAUGGUACCACAAUGGUAGACCAUUCGCAACUGGUUCUCGCGUACAUCAAAUAAAUGACUUUGGUUUUAUUUCAUUGGACAUGUCUUAUACAUAUGCUAGGGAUAGCGGGGAAUACGUGUGCAGAGCUACGAACAAAUGGGGUACUGCAACAACUAAAGCAACCAUAACAUGUAAAUCCAAGAAAACGAUAGAUUUCGAUUCCCAACUACCAUCAGGCAUGAGUGGAGAAAAAUUAAAGGAAUUAGAACGUGGACCUAUCAGCGAACCACCAGCUGAGGAAGCACCACGCGAACCACCACGUUUUAUUACACAAAUUCAAUCAGCUACAGUUGAUGAAUCAGAACCAGUCAGGUUCGAAUGUAGAGUGGAACCGAAAGAUGAUCCUAACUUACGCAUCAUAUGGUACAGAAAUGGAAAGCUUAUUCCAGCAGGUCAUAGAUAUAGAACAGUAUACGAUAUGGGUUUCGUAUCCAUGGACAUUUUAUACGUAUAUCCUGAGGAUUCUGGUGAAUACGUGUGCAAAGCUAUCAAUGAUCUUGGUGAAGACACUACAAAAGCAUCCGUGUCUUGCAAAAAACUUCCAAGUAUCAUUCUUCAAAAUCAAGUACCAAAAGGCAUGAAGAAAUCGGAAGCUUUGAUGCAAAUGGAAGCAACAAUUAAAAAAUACACGUCGGAAGUUCAUUUGACCGAGGAUGAUCUUUACGAUGCCGAUAAAAAACAACCGCCACGUUUCGUUACGCAAAUACAGGAUCAAGUAGAACUCGUUGAAAUGAACAGUACCAAAUUUGAAUGUCAAUUGGCACCAGUAGGUGAUCCAAAUAUGAAAGUUGAAUGGUUCUUCAAUGGCAAACCGCUUCCUCAUAAAAACAGAUUCACACCCAUAUACGAUUUCGGUUAUGUUGCUAUGAACUUUGGUUGGGUUUAUCCCGAGGAUAGCGGAGAGUAUCUUUGCAGGGCUACCAAUUUGUACGGGAUGGAUGAAACUAGAGCAAUUAUUCGUACGGCAGGUAAACCUGGUAUCAUUUACGAGUCCCAAUUGCCAAAGGGUAUGAAGAGUAUCGAGAAAAUUCGUGAAAUGGAAGCAGCAUGGCAGAUUGUUCCCGAAGAUGAAGGUGAAGAAGAAAAAGUACGUGCACCACCGUUGUUCGUUAGCAAACCAGAACCAGUUACGGUUGAGGAAGGUGACUGUUCGAGAUUUUGCUGUCGAGUUACGGGUCACCCAAGACCCCGUGUUAUGUGGAUUCUUAAUGGACACACUGUUGUUAACGGAUCACGUUACAAAUUGACAUACGACGGCAUGUAUCAUCUAGAUAUACCAAAGACAAGACAAUACGAUCACGGAAAGGUUGAAGUAAUCGCAAGAAGUUCGGUUGGGGAAUCACGUACGGAAACGUUCUUAACUGUUAAACAACGUACCGAUGAUUAUCGUGGUGUAUUGAAGAAUUCACCGAGACCUUGGUACGAUUAUGGACUAACCCAAUACCAAUCGGAGAGACAGAACACAGAACUCGAGCGUGUAUUCGAGGAACGUCAUCAAACAGUAUCCCAAGGCGUUGAGAUUGCUACAGAACAUCUUGGGCAAAAGGUAUUCAAAGAACCCGAAGCCGAAUGGCAGAAAUCGGUAAAGAGUAAAAAGAACGAGGAUUAUUAUCAAAAAUUAAUGAGCUUGGAGGAAGAACAAGUGUUAAAGGAAUCCAGAUUGAGAGAAUCUUCCCAUCAAUUUGCCAUACCUGGUGACAAAGUUGUAUCCAAUUCCAUGGCCAAAGGAAUGGCACAGAAAUAUCAAGAAAGCCUUGAAACGCAGGAUACGAAAGAAACUGUUCAACCACCGACGCAAGUAAAAUUCGUGAAGAAACCACACCUGACCGAGGUAGAUAUAGAUAGCGAACGUUUAAAGGGUACAGGAAGGUAUCCACCGGAACCUUCGGAAUCAUUGGUUCAUGGAAGAGAAGUACACGUUGCGAAACAGAAACAAACUCAGAAAGAGGUGAAGGGUGAUCUCGAAAUAACGAGAAAAAUAACGGCAACCGAGACAACUGAAGUCGAACACAAAGCUCAAACGCAGGAACGCGUUGUUCAAGGACAAGUUAAACCAGCCAAGCCGCCAGUUUUCACGAAAAAAAUUCAACCUUGUAGAGCAUUUGAACAGGAACAAGCAAGAUUUGAAGUUGAAUUUGACGGGGAUCCUUUGCCAACCAUUAAAUGGUAUAGGGAAGAUUUUCCGAUUCAAAAUUCGCCUGAUCUUCAAAUCUAUACGUUCAGUACUAAAUCGGUAUUGAUCAUACGUCAAGUAUUUAUGGAAGAUUCCGCGGUGUUUUCGGUAAUUGCUGAAAAUCGUGGUGGCAAAGCUAAAUGCAGUGCAAAUCUUGUUGUCGAGGAACGUAGAAGACAACCUGGUAGAGGUGGAAUCAUACCACCAAGUUUUCUAUCUACGAUACAAAAUAGUUCGGUGACAACUGGACAAUUGGCACGAUUCGAUGCCAAAGUUACCGGGACAAAACCUUUGGAUGUUUAUUGGUUAAAGAACGGUAAAAAAGUGACGGCUGAUAUACGUUAUAAAACAUUGGAAGAAGAUAACAUUUAUACUCUUCUCAUUUUGGAAACAAUACCAGACGAUUCGGGUAAAUACGAAUGCGUUGCCAUCAAUAGUGCAGGUGAAGCACGUUGCGAUGCCGAAUGUACAGUUCGUGGACCACAAUCACCAACGAAGACAACAAAACCAACAACACCUGGUGUAGAAAAGGCACCUGCUGUAUUGGAACCACUUAAAGAUCAAACGAUCAAAGAAGGAACUUCCGUGGCAUUCGCUUGCAAAAUAACAGGAAAACCCGUACCUACUGUUCAAUGGAAAAAAGGUGACAAGGUAAUAAAACCAUCGAAAUAUUUCCAAAUGCAAAAGGACGGUGAUCUUUGUACUUUGAAAAUCACGGAAGCAUUUCCCGAAGAUGAAGGUGUUUACAAAUGUAUCGCCAAAAAUCCUGCCGGUGAUGUUACCACGUCGGCAAAUUUGAGAGUACUUGCACCAGAUGCGGCUGACAUUUUGCCGAAAUUAUCACCGUUGAAAGAUCAAAUAGUUUCCGAGGGACAACCGGCGCAAUUUAAAACUCAGGUUACUCCAGCUAAACCAAAGCCAACGAUUCAAUGGUACAGGGAAGGUGCCCUUAUACCUCAGUCACCCGAUUUUCAGAUGAUUCACGAGGGCAACAACGCUGUACUGUUAAUUGCUACAACUUACGAAGAGGACACUGGAACUUUCAGUUGCAGAGCUACGACCUCGGCCGGUACCGUAGAAACCUCUGCGAAACUCAUCGUCAAAAAAAAAGAAGAGGAAGGUGUUGCCCCUCACUUCCCGAUUCCAAUCAAACCACUCAUGGUCGAAGAACAUAAACCGGCAACGCUUGAAUGCAUUGUUACUGGUACACCAAUACCCGAAGUUAAAUGGUAUCGAAAUGAAAAUGAAAUCAAACCGAAGGAAGAUACGGAAAUAAUAUUUAAUCCGGAAACGGGAGAAGCUAAAUUAACAUUAUUAAAACCAAUGCCGGAAGAUGAAACAACUUAUCGUGUACGUGCCGUAAACAAAUUUGGACGGGCAGAAUGUAGAGCCAAUUUGGUUAUCAGCAAUAUAGUUCAAAUUUCUAAACCAGAAGUAAUGCAAGCACCAACGAUAACGAAACCAUUGCCAGCAUUGGUUGCAGAACGUGGUAAACCAUUAAAAUUAACAGCCGAUUUCGAAAGCAAACCUAAACCCGAAGUCAAAUGGUAUCGCAACGGAAUCGAAAUUGUACCCGGUAAAAAUCGUGUCAUAGAAAUUUACGAAAAUACCACGGAAUUGCUGAUACCCGAACCCGUUAAAACGGACGGUGGAAAAUACGAGGUCAGAGUUAAAAAUCCUGCUGGUGAAGCACGAAGUUCCGGUUCGGUUACCAUCAAGGAACGAGAAGAUAAAACGGACGAGGUAAAAGCACCGAGAUUUAUCGAACCCUUGCAACCACAAAUAGUAGCGGAAGGUGAAGUUGUUAUCAUGGAAGCUCGUGUUGAAUCUUAUCCGACAGCAUCGUUCCAAUGGUUCUACGAAAGUCGACCACUCGAGUCUACAGCACAAAUGAGAAUAGUAACGAAAGAAAACAGAUCUGUUUUACUCGUUAAAGAAAUCAAACCGGAAUACGCGGGAACGUAUACGUGUCGUGCAGAAAAUGUUGGCGGUUCUGUUACCUGUACGGCUACCAUUAAUCUUCUCGAAACAACUUGGGAAGAAGCUACCGAAUUAAUAUCACCUACAUUCGUUAAAAGAUUAUCACCUGUCAGAGUGAUGGACGGUGAGAGUGUUAAUUUAACCUGCGUUGUACAAGGUAAACCAAUUCCAAAAGUUGAAUGGUAUCACGAUGACAAGUUGAUCAAGGAAGGCAAAGAAAUAACUAUUUGGCAAGAUACAGAAGGUUUAUGUAGUCUUGCUAUUACUGAAGUAUUCCCAGAGGAUGCUGGUCAAUACACCUGUCGUGCUACAAAUCCUAUUGGCGAGGCUGUUUGUACAACGUCACUUAUCGUCGAAGCAUACGAGUACGUACCUGAUUCAGAAAUUGCAUCGUCGAUCAUUGCAACAUCCCUUACCACAGGACAAAGUGGUUCGGAAGAGGACCUAUUAUCGCCAAAGGAGACACCUCUAUUCGAUACCGAUACAGAGGAAUCUGCUCCAGAAAUAAUAAAGAAACUUCCUCAGUUAAUUCCUACCAAAGAUGGAGAAUUAACCAGAUUGGAAGUUAAGGUCAAAGGGAAGCCAAAGCCAGAAGGAAAAUGGUUUAAACAAGGAGUGGAAAUAGUAUCGUCUCAAGAAUUUCAAAUCGAAGAAUUUGAAGAUGGUACUUCGGUGUUAACAAUAGCAGAAACUUAUCCCGAUGACACCGGUGAAAUAGUAUUCGAAGCGCAUAAUCCAUUAGGUGUAUCAACAACAACUACAUAUUUGUCCGUAGAAGGUAUUCUCGGAACGAAAGAAUAUAGAAAACCGGAAUGGGUAACACAGAUGGAAGAAAUGCAAGAAGCACUAAGAGCCACGCAAUCCAUACCACGAUUUAUUCAAGAAAUAACAGACGUUUAUGUUAAUGAAGGAGAAAAAGUUAUAUUCGAAUGCAUAUAUUCCGGUAAUCCUGUUCCAGACGUUGUUUGGUACAAAAAUGACAAAUUAAUAAUGAAUACGGAAAAUAUUAAAAUUCGUAUAAUCGAUCAAGAGAAGAAAACUACUCUGACCAUUUUGAAAGCAACCAGAGAUGACGAAGCUACUUACGUUUGUAAAGCUACGAGUGAUAUCGGUUUGGCAAUAACAAAAGCAAAAAUACACGUGACUGGUACUGAAACUGAAUGGAAACCAAUGUCGGAAGACGAAGCCGAAGAAGAGGUUGUCGAAGUUAAACAAAAGAAAGUAAUUAAAAAGAAGAAACCAGAAUUGAAAAAGGCCAAGGAAUUGAAAGAAAAGGUUAAAACGGAACGCGUUAAAGUUGAUAAAAAAGAAAUCUUUACGGAAGAACCGAUUGGUACAGAACAACCCGAAGACAAAAAAAUCGUGGAUAUCGAAGAAACACAAGUAUUGGAGAGUGCAACAACCUUCGAAGAAAAAACGAAAGAGGUAUCUCGGGCUAAAAAAAUCGUACCCGUUCAAGAACCAGUGAUAACCGAGGCAACUGCUUCGAUGAAAAAGAUCGAUGAUAAAAAACCACGAGAAAAAGAUUGGCCAAAGGAAAAAGCAAAACCCGUAAUCGAGGAACGCGAAAGUACAUUGAUAAUAUCGGAAAUAAAACCGGAAGAUGUUGCACCUGAUUUCAAAGUAGAAAGAACGAUUGAUCGUGCUAGAGAAACAACUAGUGAAAUAAUGGAAACAAUUUCUGUAUCUGAGGUACGUACCGAGACCGACGUACAAGAUAUCAAACGAAUUGAAACUAAACAGAAAAAAGCUAAAAAAGUUAUAAGUCAAGGACAACAACAGCAAGUCGAGAUAACACAAGUUAAAACCGAAGAAAUGAUCGAGGAAAAGCCAAAGAAAAAGAAGAAAGGUGAAAAAAUGAGAAUACGCGAGGAAGAGGUGGUGGUUACUGUUGAAGAAAUCCUUGAAAAGGAAAGAGAACACAUUGCCAGGGAAGUUGAAGAAAUCCUUGAGGUUCUUCAAGCUAAAGAAUUUGGACCAGGUGAAAGUCCAUUACGUGAAUUAGCAACCAUUGGUUAUCUCGUACGGCAAGGUGUCUCGGUUACGGAAAUAAAUGAGAGUCUUUACACUACUGACAAGUUUCCAGCAUUGAGAACACCCGAUGCACAAAAUGCAUUAGUCCAAUUGGUUGAACGCGAAGGUCAUGGGCCUCUUAUCAGUCAAGUAUUAACCGAGGAAACAACCACGGAUGAAAGUAUCGUAGCAGCGACUAUUGGGUUCAGGGCUUUUAUGAGAAUGAUCGAAUUGCAACAUGCAACCGUGGAGGAAGUUAUUACGCAUUUCGUACCUGAGGACUUCCGUCCACGUGCUUGGGAAGUCACUGAAGUGACUGAGGUUGAAACCGAGCAACACGUUAUGGAAAGAAUCGAUGCCGUCCAUAAGACAGAAGUCCAUAUCAUGGAAAGAAGAGACGAGAGGAAAGCCAUUCUCAAGCAGGAUAUUCAAGAAAUUAAAGAAUACGAGGACACACGGCAGGCACACACAACACUACGCAAGCGAAAAGAUAGGAAACCGAAGGAUCGCAUUGAAGAUAAACCGCAGGAUAGGGAUGAGGGGGUGGUACAGGUAGUAGAAAUCGAGGAAAUCCAAGAGAUUGAAAAGGACAGGAAGAAGAAGAAAGAGGACGUAGAAGAAGAAGAAGAAGAAGAAGAAGAAAUAAUUGUCAUUGAGAAGGAUUCUAAAGGCAGACUGAUUCCAAAAGAUAAAGUAGAUAUUGUUAAAAAGGUAAUGGAUAAGAUAAAAGAUGAGAAAAAGGAAAUGGAAGAAGAGAUAAUAGAGGAAGAAAUAAUUCAUAAACGUAAACAAUUGAAAGCAAAGAAACCGAAUAUCGGUGAGGAUGAAAUACAAUUGGAGGAAGCCGAAGAAUUUGAAAUAAAACGAGAUAAAUCUAUGCCUACUGUUAUAUUAAACGUACCUGGUCAACUUCACGAGGUUGUACCUUUCAAUCGUACAGUUGAACAAGCUCCUGGUAAACCCAAAGUUGAGAAAGCUCAGCUAGCCGUUGAUACGGUCAGUGCGCUCACUGAACAUCUUCAACCUGUACAAGAAAAAGAAAUUGAUAGUGUUGACGUUAAAAAACCGAUCGAACAAAAAGCAUCGGUUACGGUAUCGAUCGUAGAACCUUAUUCUAUUACGGAAACUAAUGUUCAAGCUACGGCUGCUGAAUUUUUAGAUAAAUUUAAACCGAAUACUUAUGAAGCUAUUCCAGGUGUUACGCCAUCCGAAAGUUUAAUGGUAAGCGAAAUAUUAACCAACGAUGCAGAUUUAUCCGAUUUAACGUUGAGCAAACCAGAAAUUCUUAGAACAGCUGAUACCAGUUUGACCUUGCAAGAAGCUAAAACAAUUUCUGAAACAUUGGUCAGUCAAAACGAAGUACCCACCGAAGAUUUCGUUUCACCGCUUACGGCAAAAGCUGAGGACAAUUUCUUACCUCAAGUUGGGUUAUCCGUUUACGAGGUUCAAGAAGCUUUGUUAGAGGACAAACUUGAAAUUGUUAAAAAUAUUCCUACGAAGCCUAGGGUCAAUGUUACGACUACCGAGCCACUUAUUAUAGAAGAAGUUUGCGCCGAGGAUAAACCUGGAAAAUAUUAUCCAGAAUUGAUAGUACCCACGGAAGUAGCAACGCAAUCGAUCAUAGCUCAAAAACAAAGGAUCACUGAAGAAUUACACGCACCGGAAAAGGAAGGUGAAUACGUGCCAGGUAAAUUGCCACCGAGUCAAAAAGCACAAAUUGGUAUUUCUUAUGACACUGAGACGGCCAUUGUUCAACAAAAUUUAAUUCAAGAAAGCGAAGGCAUUUUUGUUCCCGAUAGAAAAACGGACACUUUUGAGGCAACCGAUAAAAUCACUUUGUUGGAAGGUGUAACAGUGUCUACCGUUGAUACCCAUCAAAAAGAAACUGACCUUAAAGUAGAAGAAAAUAAAACGGUACAAGCUAAUUUGAGUGUCAUAGAAAUAACUUCGGCUACCACCGUAGAAACGAUUACUUCGGAAAAGGAACAAGAUUAUCAACCGGAUGAAAAACCGGUUAGCAAACUUGCCGAAACAUCGAUUUCAACGUUGGAAAUUGGUUCUGUCACCAGUACGAUGAUUCAAGAAUCGGAAGGACCGUAUAGCAUCGAUCAAAAACCAACAGCAUUUUUGGCAGAAACGUCGAUUAGACCUGAAGAAUAUUUACAAAUAUCUCAAGUUCAAACGGCCGAUUAUCCGUCUGAUUUUAAAGAUGAAUUAAAAUACGUAUCGGAAAGUGGUAACUUAAUCGUAGAAUUAACGGAAGCUAAAAUGAUACACGAAACUCUUACCCACGAUAAGGAAUCCAAAUUAGAGGAAACAACGAAACCAGAAGAACGUACGAUUGCAACUUCGUACGAUGCGAUGCGAGGUGUUGAAGUAUUUCAAACCACUUCGAUAGAAAAAGAAAGUGAAUUGAAGAUAUUUGAAUUACCGGAAUCCCAUCAUGGUAAAACUGUGCCAACUCAUCCGGUCGUAUCGUUACAAAUCGAGGAAACUCAUCCCGAAGAUAACGUUGGCGAAGUUGUCAAAGAAAUACCAUCCUCUGCGGUAGCUGCAAUAGGUGCAGUAAGCUUACAGGAGACCAUAGUAAAAGAAACAGUACCGGCUGAAGGAUUAGUUCCAGUAAAAGAUGACAAAGUUGUUGAUAUGAAAAAGGCUGAAAUAACUAUCGACGAAAUAGAAAGUGUUCAUACAACCAUGAUCGUGACCAGUGAAAAGGAAGCCGAAUAUACUACGGUAUCAGACGUUAAAGGAGCAUUCGCUACGACAGAUUUUAUAACGCACAAUGCACCGAUAUCCGAGGAAGUUAGAACCGAAUCUCCGACUAAUGAAUUUGUCCCGCAGGAAAGACCAACGUCAAGGACAGCUGAGGAAUCACGGAUACCACUCGAAAGUAUUUCGGUAGAGGUACAAGAAACUGCCGAAAAAGAGGAUAUUUACAACAUCGAUGUAAAACCGGAACAGAAAAUUGCCAAUGUAGAUUAUACGGAAGGUAAAAGUGGAUUAAGUAUUCUUGAAAUAGUAACUCACGAUAAAGAGAUGAUUUAUGCACCUAUGGAAAAGACAAAGGAUUAUACAGUUCAAACAUCAAUAACUGGUCAUACCAUAGCAUCGCAAUCAGAAACAUUAAUACAACAAUCUACCGGUUCGAUAGUUGAUGAGAUUCCUAAAACGGGAAAGGCAAUUCAACAACAAGAAACUUUAGAAGAAUUGAUCGUAACGGAAACAAAUAUUGCGGAAACGGGUAAACCUAGAGAAAUCGACGUACGUCCUGUCGAACAAAGCGCGGAAAUUGAAUUUUUUACGAGACCGGAAACGUUAAUGGUCAGCGAGAUUACGGCCAUGUUGAACGAAGAAAAAUUAUCGAUCGAGGAAGUACCGAAGGAACGUAAAGUGGCCAUGAACAUAAGCGAUACGCACGAGGUUGCAGAAAUGCAUGAAACUGUUCUUGCUAGUAACGUAAAUAUUCUGAAGGAAGACAAACCAAAAGAGGAAAGUGCAAUUCAGGAACAAAGUGGAUUGAAUAUCGUACAACAAACUGAAAUAUCAAUUUCCGAAAAGGAAUCACCGUUGGAGGCUGACGUUAAACCUGAAAGCAAAAAGGUAGGAGUUACUUUCGAAGAAGGCGAGGGUCUUGAAAUUGUCAUGACGCAUCCUGAAGAAAAAGAAGGACGAUUCGACGAAGAAUCUAAACCAAAGGGUGUCGAGGCAAGCGUAGAUAUUAUUACGCAAAAUGUGGCAUCUACGUUUGAGAUAAUGAGCGAUACUGAUUUGUCCAAAUUAUCUAUCGAGCCUACGAAAACCGCACAAUCGCAAGCCACUUUCUUACCGUUCGAAACUACCAUUUCUGAACAAGUUGAAACUACGGAAAGGGAAGCACCAUUAUCAGAUAUUCAACCGUUCGACAAAAAAGCUACGCUUGAAUUUAUCAUGGGUGAAAGUGUGAUAGUUUCUUCGGUAAUACCUGGAGAUAAGGAGAGUACUUUGCCAGAGGAAGAAAAACCAGAAUCAAAAUCGGUAACGUUCGACAUACCUACACACGUUGUAGCUCAAACUAGCGAAACAACCACCACGGAUAACAUAGCUGAUUUCAAACGGGAAGAAGUAACAUCCGUCACGGCUACUACGGAUCAUAUUACUUUCCGUAGUUUGAUCACAUCGGAAAUAUCAACCGGUGAUUUGGAACAACCACUUCCUACAUUCGUCAAACCUGAGGAUAAAAUGGUUAAUGUUACGUUCGACGAAGAACACGGAGUAACCAUAUUAGAAACCAUAACGUCCGAUAAAGAAAAAGAUUAUACACCGGCAGCAUUUAUUGAAGGUGAGAAAGCAGUGGCAGCUUUUGAUGCUCACAAAGUUGCCCAACAAACAGAAAUUACACCGGCAACGCAUCCAGGAAUUUUAGAUAUCUCAGCUCAUACCGUUGCCGCAGCUAAAGAAGAACGUUUACCGUUCGAAAGUAUCAUACAAAUGGAAACAAUUAUCUCGGAAACUGAAAGAGAAUUUCAAGAAAAGCCUGUUAUAGGUAAUAAAGCGGAAAUUGGAAUAAAUGAACUGAUUUCUGUAACAGAAAGUACAGAAAUUGCGGCACACAAAGAAGCUAUUCUUGAGAUACCGGAUAAACCAAUCGAAAAGAAGGCAGGUAUUCAAAUAAUAGGUCAUCCAAUAGCCGAGAAAGAAGAAAUUACAAUAGACCUUAGCGUAGGAAAAGUAGAAGAUUCUAAAACGUUAACGGUUAUUGCAACACCUUCUAAUGUUCCAUUGGAAACAAUAGUAACGUCAGAGAUACAACCAUCUGAAUCCGAAACACCAUUAUCCAAAGAUAAAUUACCUAUCCAAGCAACAGCAGAAUUGGCUAUGGAAGAGGAACAAAGUAUACAAAUAUCAACAGUUAUUACUGAAGAUAAAGAGAAUGAAUACAAGCCAAAAGAAAUGCCUGAAGUACGAAAAGCGGGUAAAACUUAUGUAGAGGGUCACACGGUAGCCGAAACGAUGAUGCAAAUUGUCGAUCAUACUACUGCAGAAUUGAUAAAAGAAAAAUUAUCCAUGUCAACGGUGAAACCUGAACACAUACCGUUGUUACCUUUAAUCGAAUCACAACCGAUCGUUCAAGAAAGCGAAGAUCAAUUCUUACCAACGUCAAUACCGGAAAAUAAAACAGCUAACGUAGGUUUGGAAUACGAUAGGACAACUGUUACCGUAUCCCAAGUGACUACCAAUGAAAAAGAAUCCGUUUAUGUGCCCGAAGAACAACCAUCGAAACAUUCAGCCCUUCGUGGAAUAGAUUCCGGUCAUGGAAUUGCGGAAACAACUACAAUAACUACCGAAGAUUCGGUUGGUGAAGUUCAUCUAAAGAAACCAGAUGCAAAAACUGCAAUCCCAACUCAGGAAGUGCAACAAAGUUUGUUAAUAACUCACGAUAUUCCUCAAGAUCAGGAAGCACCAUUUGAAGGAAAAUUCAAACCAACCCCGCACGAAAUUCACACGUCGAUAGAAGAAGGUAAACGCGUUACAACCGUCACGGAGGUUAAUAUAUCUGACAAAGAGGACAUACUUACAACUUUCAAAGAUAGAAGUCAAGAAGCUGUACCAAGUAUUAUUACUGGACACGAGGUUGCUGAAAAGACUGAAAUUAUAACUGAUUUGAGCACGGGUAAAUUGGAUAUAAUUAAACCAUCCUCGGCUGUAGCACAAAUUGGACAAAAACCUUACGAAACGGUUCAAUUGACCGAAGAGAUUUUAGGCGAGAAGGAAAUAGACACGGUUGAUAAAGUAUCGUUAACUACGACUAAGGCACGCGUUGCUUUAGACGAUAAUAGAUUCAUAGCGAUCACGGAAGCUACCGUUACGCAAGACGUCGAAUCAGAACUUGUUUUGGAAAAGAAACCUGCCGGAAAAACGGCAAUUCCUUCGUUGGAUGCUAAAGAAGUUGCUGAACAACUUGAAGUUAAUUUACGCGAAGGUCUUGGCACGUUACCGGAAGCAAUAAAACCAACUGUAUCAGAAGCCCACCGUACUCAAUCUAUAUUAGAAUCAAUAAACAUCAACGAAACUAUUCCCCAAGAACAAAGUACGAUAAUUUCGGAUAAAUUGGAACUCGACAAACGUAGCGCGGAAAUUGCUUUCGUUGAAGAAAAAAGUAUAAUAAUUGAUACCGUAGUAACGCAAGAUAAGGAAGAUAUAAUGACGGUACCGGAAUAUACGCAUGGUACAGCACAAAUGAAAUUAACGAGAAUUGGAAUGGACGUUGCCGAAACAUCUGAAUUAUUAAUAGAACAAAGUACUGGUUCUGUUAAACCGUUUGAAAAAAUUGAAAUGAAAGCUCACACGAAACAAGAUACGUUGGAGCCGUUAAUUAUCGAAGAUAUUCCUAGCGCCGAAAGCGAAGGUUUGUUCGAUAAAUAUCCUAAAACAAUUUCUAGUACUGCCAAUACCAUGUUUGAAGAGGGUCACAGUAUUUCUGUAACCGAAGUGACCUCCGCUGAGAUUGAAGAAUCUUUAAAAACCAAAGAACUUGCCCCAUCUCAAACAGCUUCUUCAACGAUCAUUACGGAACAUGGUACGAUCGAAACAACCCUUAUAGAAUCGCAAGUUAAUAUACCUGAAAAGGAUACCAAAGAUCUAAGUGUCAUGCCGCAAAAAGCAACAGCCUUGCGUGAUACGUUCGAAAGUAUUAUCGUUGAACAAAAAUUAAUCGAAGAAAGUGAGAAAACGUUCGAGGGUAUUUUUAAGCCAUCGAUGCAAAAGGCAGACAUCGAUUUUCAACAAAACAAACCUUUGCAAAUAUCCGAAAUAAUUACGGAUGACAAGGAAGAUGUAUUUGAUGUUGCACCUAAACGACAAGAGGUUAAAGCUACUACAGAAAUUGGAUUAUUCGAAACGGUACAAAGAUCAUUGAUAGAAGGCGUGCAAAAUGUUGAAGAAAUUCAAAAAGAAGAACCAAUUUCUUCUCAGGCAACUUUAUCGCAAAUUCCGAGGGAGGCUGUUAUCGAAACGGAAACGACGUUGGGCGAACGUGAGGAUACAUUCGAAGGGAAAGAUUUUAAACCGACCGAACAAAAAGGAAAACCACAAUACGAAGGAUUAAGUACAGUUACGAUUACCGAAGUUAUUUCAAACGAGACCGAAGAUAUUUUGCCAGUAUCGACCGUUCCGAAAGAACAAAAAGCACUUGCCAAUUUAUUAAGUAAAGAAGCUAUUGAAACAUUACAAGUAUUAACCGUAGGAACAGCCGAAGAUAUAACGGAACAUCUUAAAUUUGAGGAAAAACAAACGAAAGUAGAAGUAGAAGAAUUUUCUAGCGUAUCCGUUUCUGAGAUAAUUCUAAACGAAACGGAAGAUACUUUAUUGAAAAAGGAAUUACCGAAAGAUCAAACGGCACAAUUCAAUAUUUCCGGUAGAGAAGUAGCUGAAACAACCGAAGUAAUGAUUAGCACGGAAACCGAAGAUUUAAGUACUAAAGUACCGAAAGAAGAAAAAGGUAAACCGGGUUUGGAAGAAUUAACUUCAUUAACUGUUUCGCAAAUAGUUUCGAACGAAGCUGAAACAACUUUGCCAAGUGCAGAAAUGCCAUCGGAAAAGGUAGCACAACCGAGUUUGUUGGGCAGAGAUAUCGCUGAAACUAGUCAAGUGUUUACUAUGACAAGUGCCGAACAAUUGGUAACAAUUGAAGAACCUGAAAAGCAAAAAGGUAAACCUGGUUUAGAAGAAUUAUCAUCGUUAACGGUAUCACAAAUAAUAUCUAACGAAGUGGAAGAAACAAUGCCCAGUCCGGAAGUUCCUACCGAAAGAGAAGCACAAGCAAAUAUUUUUGGUCGGGACGUGGCUGAAACGAUACAAGUUAUGACCAUGACGAGUGCCGAACAAUUGAUUGAAUCCAAAUUACCCGACGAGCAAAAGGGUUAUCCGAGUUUUGAGGAAUUGUCACCGUUGACUAUUUCUCAAAUAUUGUCAAACGAAAUGGAAGACACAUUGGCGACGUUGGAAAAACCUGCCGAGAAAACUGCACAACCGAGUUUCACCGGGAGAGAUGUGGCCGAGAUAAGUCAAAUAUUAACCAUGACCAGUGCGGAAGAAUUCUCUAAAUCUAUUAAACCGGGUGAACAAAAGGGAAAACCACAAUUAGAGGAAUUAACAUCCGUAUUAGUUUCCCAAGUGGUUUCUCAUGAAAGCGAAGAUGUAUUACCGAGUCCAGAAAUACCGAAUAAAUUUAUGGCAACGUCUUUAUUAUCUGGCAGAGAAGUUGCUGAGACUAGUCAAGUGUUAUCUAUGAGUAACGCCGAAGAAUUGGGUAAACCUGAAAUACCAAAAGAACAAAAAGGCAAAGCACACUUCGAAGAAUUAACAUCCGUAUCAGUAUGUCAAAUAGUAUCUAACGAAUCUGAGGAAACUUUAAUAAGUCCGGAAAAACCUGAUCAAAAGAUAGCAAAACCAAAUUUGCUUACCAGAGAAGUAGCCGAGAAAACUGAAAUCUUAACUGUCUCGACUGUCGAAGAAAUGCCUAAAUUGGAGAAACCGGAAACUCAGAAAAGGAGACCCGAAGUAGAGGAAUUCAGUUCCCUCGUAGUUUCCGAAGUGAUAUUCAACGAAGCUGAAAAAACUUUACCAAGUCCGGAUGUACCGACGGAACGUAAAGCAUUCCCAAAUAUGUUGAGUGUCGAAGCCGCUGAAAUAUCCGAAAUAUUAACGGUAACUAAUGUCGACCAAUUAGAAAAUCCCAAAUUACCGGAAGAACAAAAAGGUAAACCGCAAUUGGAAGAAUUAACAUCGCUAUCAAUAUCAGAAGUUGCUACCAGCGAAAUAGAAAAAGAUCUUCCUACUCCUGAAGAGCCAACGAAACAAACAGCAUUGUCGAGUUUGUUCGGCAGGCAGGUUGCUCAAAAAUCUCAAGUUAUAACGUCAUCAACUACGGAAACUCUUGCCGAAACAAUUGCACCGGAAACCAAAAAUAUAAUACCCGAACAAAUACCUUACGAAACUUUUGAAGAAAUUCAAACGGUUCCGCAAGAAAGUGAGCGCAAUCUUGUCAUCGAUAAAACAAUAUCAAUGGCAACUGCUGAGGUUACUUUCCGAACUUCCGAAAGUUUCGAAGUAACUCAAAUUAUGACAACUGAAAAAGAAACUAAACAAGAAGACAAAGAAACGAUAAAGGAAGUCAGUGCAUUGCCUGACGUCGUAAAGACAGAAGUUGCAUUGAAAACUGAAGUUCAUAUUGAAGAUACAACCUCGGAGUUUAAAAUUUCAAAGCCGGAAAGUAAAAAGGCUCGUGAAUUGGAAGAACCUAAAGAGAGUAUCAUUGUUACGGAAUUAGGAAAUAUUGGAGAAUGCGAAUCAGUCUUGCUAGAAUCCGUAAUGCCAUUAACAAAGGUAGCAAAUGUGUCAAUUGAAGCUGAUCGUCUGACAAAUGUAAUUGAUAUCGUAGAGAAGACAACGGAAGAGGAAAUUCAAGAGGAAAUUAUCGAAGAAACUCCUACCAAAAAGAUUAUUAAAAAGAAGAAAAAGCCACAGAAAAUAAUCGACGAGGUAACUGAGGAAAUAGUUGAAGAAUUGAUAAUAGAAAAACCAAGGAAAGAAAAAGUUCGACCAAUCACCGAUGAAAAAGAAGAAGAAGAAGUACAAAUUACCGAAAUUAAAAUAGAAACUCCUAGAAUCGAAGAAGAAACAAUUAUAAUAGAAGAAGAAGAAGAAAUAAUAGAAACUCCAACGCGUAAAGUAAUAAGAAAGAAAAUGAAACCUAAAACAAAAGAAAAGGAAGAAGAAAUAAUCGAAAAGAUCAUAGAAAAACCAUCAUUGGAAAAGAUAUCUAGUAUAGAAAAGACGAGUUCCGUUGAAAUUGUAGAAACACCAUCGAAGAAAAUUAUUAGAAAGAAAACAACCGUUGUCAAGGAUGACGGUGUUCCGGAAGAAUUGAUAGAAGAAUUUGUUAUUGAAAAACCAAAACUGGAAAAGGCUAAACCAAUCGUUGAAGAAGAAAAAGUAGAAGAAAUAAUUGAAGUAAUCGAGACGCCUACGCGAAAAAUAAUUAAAAAGAAAAAACCAACGAAGAAGGAUGAAACUGUUGCAAUUGUUACGCAAGAAAUAAUAGAAAAAACAUCCGACGAAGGUAAAAUUAUGAAAGAUCAGCAAAUAGUUGAGAUCAUUGAAACGCCAUCGAAAAAAGUCAUCAAAAAGAAAAAGAGUACGAUCACGGAAUCUGGAAUGCCUGAUGAACGUAUCGAAGAGAUCGUUAUUGAAAAACCAAUUACUGCUGAAGCAUUGGAAGAAAUUGUUUUGAGGGAAGGUAUACAAAUAACAGAAAUAAUAACGGGAUCUUAUACGGAUGAAUUGCCUAAACGGGAAAUAAUUUCACCGGAGGAAGCAACGAGAACCGAACUCGAAGAAGAAAAAGUCAAAGUAAUCGAUGUCACCGUUAAAAAAGCACCAAAGAAAAAGAAGAAAGCUGAUGAUGUAGAAGAACAGGUGGUCGAGGAACUGGUCGAAGAAAUAAUUUCGAAAAAACCGGAAAAGAAAAAAGUAACACCUACUGUUACAACGGAAGAGGGUGUAGAAAUAACCGAAAUAAUAUCGGAAGAUACUACUGAAUUAAUUCCAGAAUUAAAAGUCAAGAAAGAUGUUGCCAAACCGAAAGAAACUAUCGAAGAAAAGAUUACAAAGGAUCAGGUCGUAGUAAUGAAGGCUCCGAAGGAAACGAAAGAAGAAGAAAUAACAGAAAUUACCGAAAUAUCUCUUGAAACGGAAAAACCGAAGGAAGAAAAAGCUAUUGUUGUUGAAGAAGAGGAAAAAGAAACACCAAAGACUACUAAGGUUUCGAUUAAAAAAGCACCAAAGAAACAAGAAGUUAAAGAAAAACCUGAAAAGGUAAAAGAUGAAAUUCCUAAGAAAAAGGUUACGUUUGAUGAAAGGAAAGCUGUUGAAAAGGAAGAGGAAAAACCUGAAGAAAUAAUUGAAGAAAUUCAGUUGAAAAAAGGUAAACCAGAAAAAGCAGCUGCCGAGGUAAUUCCUAAAGAAGGUAUUGAAGUAACUGAAGUAAUAACGGAAAUAAUUUCGCAAGAAUUACCAGAAGAUAAAACGCCAACGGAUCAGGCUCGUCCGAUAACGAAGAAAGAGGAAAAAAUUAAAGUAACAAAAACGCGUGUACAGAAAUUCCCCAAAAAACAGGAGGAAGAACAACGAGAGGAUAUCGUUGAAGAACUUAAAAUAGAUGAACAAAUUACGGAACAACAAAAGACAACUAUCGUAACGCAAGAAGGUAUUCAAACGACUGAAGUUAUUACAGAUAUGAUGACGAGUGAAAUACCAACGGAAGAUAUACCGAAGAAAGAAAAAGGAAUUCCAAUCGAAGAAAAACCAGAAGAAAAGCCUGAAGUAACACAGGUGUCUGUUAAAAAGGCACCUAAAAAGAAACCAAAGGAAGAAAAACCAAAGCCAGAAAUAGUUGAAGAAAUAAAGGAAGAAAAACCUAAACCAGAAAUAGUUGAAGAAAUCAAGGAAGAAAAACCUAAACCAGAAAUAGUUGAAGAAAUAAAGGAAGAAAAGCCAGUAGAGAUUGAAGAAGUUCCAAAAGUCGAAGAGAAACCUGAAAUUAAACCUACUGAAAAAUUAAAGAAAAAACGAAUAAGUAAGCCGGAUGAAAAACCGAUCCAAGAAGACGUUCCUAAACCAGUUGACAAAGAGGAAACGAUUCAACCAGAGAAACCAGAAGAGAUUAAGAAAGAGGAAGAAAAGCCUGUACCAGAAGAAGUAAAGGAAAAGCCUGUUCCUAAAAAGAAGAAAAAGAAGGUUCCUAAGAAAGAUGAAAUAGAAGAGUGGGUUGAGCCAGAAUAUGAGAGACCUGUGUUGGAACCAAUGCCAGAAAAGAUACAAUGGGAACCAACGAAAAAGAAGAAGGAGAAGAAACCGUUAGCUCCAGAACUCCAAAAAUUAGAACCACAAAAGAUAGAAAGGAAAGAAAUUAAAGCAACGAAAUUGAAGUUUACAGAACCUCAAGAUGCAGUACAAUUUGGUUCAAUUAAAUUGAAGAAAGUAAUAACACCGAAGAAAAAGGAAGCUGAAGUUGCAAAAAUACCGAAAAUAUUAUUACGCAGUAGAAUCACAUUUAUUGGCGAUUAUCCACCAGAAUUACAGAAACCACAGAUCACGGAACUUGAAGAAAAUCCUAUUCAAGUUGGUAUUCUAUCCAGAAACGUGGAAGAAGCAAUGAAGGUAUUGAAGAAAAAGUUUAAGAAGACCAAAUUACCGGAAAAAGAGAUUACAGAACUUGAGAAGUUGGAUAAGGAAUUCGAGAAAUUGAAAGAAAUUCCUUUAGAGGAAAUAGAAGAUAAAUCAAUAUAUGAACGUAAACCGAAAAAGAAGAAAGAAGAACCGGAGAAACCACAGAAAUUGGUCAAACAGAAAGGUAAAGUUCCUGAACAGGAAGAACCACAACCUGAAGAGAUUAAAUUAAAGAAAAUACCCACGAAAGAAGUGGAAGAAACCGAAGAGACUCCAAAGAAGCCUGUAAAAGAGGUCGAAGAAAAGGAAGAACCUAAAGAAAAGAAACGAAAGCCUAAAGUAAAACUUGAACACGAAGAUUUCAAACCUACCGAAUUUGAUAGACCGGAGCUCGAAAAAUAUGUACCAGAAGAAAUUGAAAAACCGGAAGAACCAAAACCAGAACCGAAACCGAAACCAUACGUUAAAGAGAAACGAAAGAAACCUGAUCAAGAAAUCGAAGAAGUUCCAAUUAUUCCGGGUAAACCAAAAUCUCCGGAGCCAGAAGAAGAACCUGAGGUUAAGUUUAGAAUACCGCAGAAAGAAAAACCGGAAGAAGAACCAGAAACAAUAAAACUAAAGGGAUGGAAGAAAGACAAACCAGAAGAUGAGGGUACAGAAGAAUUCCCCGAAAAAGAAGAGGAAGAAGUUCCAAAAGUUCCGAAAGAUGAGAUAGAAGAAGUUACAGUAAGGCCUAAAAAGAAAGAAAAGAAACCGAAAAAGAAACCUACAGAAGAAGUACCCGAAGAGGUAACGAUUGAGAAACCUGUUGUUCCGGAGGAAGAAAAGUAACCGAAGAAGUUGCCAUAAAGAAAAAACCAAAGAAGAAGCCGGUAACCGAAGAGGCAGCGGAUGAGAUUACUAUUAAGAAACCUGUUGUCCAAGAGACUAAAGAAGAUGAAACUGUAGACGAGAUAACUUUGAAGAGAAAACCAAAGAAGAAACCAUCUGUUACUGAAGACAUUGAAGAAACUGAGGUUACUUUAAAGAAAGCUGAAAAGACAGUAACGAAGGAUGAAGUACAGGCUGAUAUCACGGUAAAGAAAAAGAAAGAAGUUAAACCUAAAGUAGAAGAAGAAGAAGCAGAUCAAUUGACGAUCCAACGAAAGGAAGAGAUAGAAGAACCGGUGGAAGAAGAAUUAAUUGGAGAAUUUACAUUUAAACGUAAACCACCGAAACAAGCACCUAAAGCAGUCGAAGAAUUAUAUGAAGAUGUCACAUUACGUAAAUUACGACCGAAAAGAAAGCCUAGGACAGAUAUUAAGGAAGUUACCGAAGUUGAAAACGUAACAUUCAGACCACGCCGAACCAAAACUAAAGAAGAUGUUGAACAAGAGUUUAAAAUCUCACUUAACACGUACGAGGAAGAAGAUAUUUCGAUGUCUGGUAAAGUUCGUUUGAAACCAAAGAAACGUCCAAUGACAUAUUCAGAAGAAACUGGGGAAGAAACGAUUCGAUUUAUUCAAGAAGUUGAAGAUGAUUCUGGUCCUGUCAUAGAAGAAAUCAUUGAUGAAUCUGAUGAAGAGGGUAAAUAUAGUAUUGAAGAACUGGAAACCGAUGAGAUGAAAAUUCCUUUGAGAAGAAAAGUAAAGAAACAACCUCGUCCAUAUUCUGUAGAAGAAUUCGAAGAAGGGGAUGUACAAAUGAAAUUGAAACGCGAAAGAAAAUAUUCAUACGAAGAAACAGAUGAAUCCUUGGCUUUGAAAUUAAAAGCUAAAAGACGGCCAUCUACUUACGAUGAAG